Molecule: messenger RNA, 897 nt
Organism: Lachancea meyersii CBS 8951
Lineage: Eukaryota; Fungi; Ascomycota; Saccharomycetes; Saccharomycetales; Saccharomycetaceae
Source: the annotation of a GenBank genome assembly
AUGUCCGAAAAGCCUAAAAGGACGUCCCAUCUCAUCGGUGGUUUUGUAGGAGGUUUGACAUCUGCCGUUGCCCUACAACCAUUCGAUUUGCUGAAAACCCGACUGCAACAGAAUAAGAACUCAACACUACUCAAUGUUAUGCGUGGCAUCGGGUCACCUAGUCAGCUAUGGAAAGGCACAGUGCCCUCUGCUCUUCGAACCUCGGUGGGCAGUGCCCUUUUUCUGUCGACCCUGAACUUGGUGAGAACAACGAUAGCAGAGAGAAGAGUCUUUGGGAAUAAGCAUAAUUCAAAGAAUAGCAGCUUUUUGCCCCAGCUGACUAUGUAUGAGAAUUUACUAUCAGGAGCGGUUACGAGAGCCGUCGUUGGGGUCGCCACGAUGCCCAUCACAGUGCUGAAAGUGAGAUUUGAGUCCACAAUGUACAAUUACCAAUCGAUGACCGAAGCUGCAAAGCACAUAUUCCGCUCUGAGGGCACUCGCGGGUUUUUCAGCGGGUGCAAUGCUACAAUUCUCAGAGACGCGCCCUAUGCAGGACUCUACGUUCUGUUUUACGAGCAGUUCAAGCUUCAGUUGCCACGACUCUUACCGUCGCAGCUGAUAACGCGAGAUGGGAAAGGCAUGUUCUCUUCUAAGACAUCCACAAUUGUAAAUUGCCUCGCAGCGUUUGGUGCCGCCAGUGUCGCUACAACUAUUACCGCACCCUUUGACACUAUCAAGACGAGAAUGCAAUUGAAUCCGGUACAAUACUCAGGAUUUCUACAAACGCUUUCUUCUAUCAUAAAAAAUGAACGGCCAAAAAAUCUCUUUGAUGGAUUAAGUCUUAGACUAGGCAGAAAGGCGCUUAGCGCCGGUAUUGCAUGGGGUAUCUACGAGGAGUUAAUCAAAAAGUUCGCAUAA